Molecule: messenger RNA, 1239 nt
Organism: Exophiala mesophila
Lineage: Eukaryota; Fungi; Ascomycota; Eurotiomycetes; Chaetothyriales; Herpotrichiellaceae
Exons: 2
Coding region: 51-800 (249 amino acids)
Source: RefSeq, a predicted model, not a curated record
CAUCUUUCGAAACUCCAAAUGCCGUUCAAGCAGUCCUGUCACCACUGGACAUGCCACAGACUCGACAGCGAAAAGGCCGCGAGACCCGCGGCUUGAACACCUCAAACGUCGACCUCAAGGCGGCCCCUACCUCGAACAGCAUCAGGGAUCCUGGCGCCACCGAACCAGACAUGACCGCCUCGUCGUCCGUUCUGGGUGCCCUGCGCCGUCAACCAGUCUGGAUCGUGCUUGCAGUGUCAAGUGGCACAUGUGCUGCCUUCAAUGGCGUCUUUGCAAAACUAACCACCACUGCGCUGACCUCGACACUCUCCUCGCACAUCUCGCUCUUUUUCUCCUUGUCACCAACGAACCACUUCGUCGAAUUCCUCGUGCGCGGAACCUUCUUUCUUCUCAAUCUUGCCUUCAAUGCUGCCAUGUGGGCUUUGUUUACUGCCGCCUUGAGGCGCGGGGACAGUGCUACUCGUGUCAGCAUCAUCAAUGUCUCGGCGAAUUUCAUGGUGACUGCGAUUCUAGGGUGGAUGAUUUUCAGUGAAAAGUUAAAUGGCAUCUGGUGGGGAGGCGCGGCACUGUUAGCUGCAGGCAAUGUCAUCAUCGGACGCAGAGAGGAAGGAGAAAAGCAGCGGAAUGCAGACAAUGAAUUCGGUGGUUCAGCGAGACAGUCGGAGGAUGCAGAGAGGCUGCUGGGCACCACGGGCGAAGAGACGCUACUUGAAUUAGAUGACGAGCCGGAGCAAAGGAGGAAAUCGAAUGACGAGCUAUCGAGACUGAUGAGAGCGGAAGAGGCUGAUGCCCCGUUGUGAUUCACUACAACAUUUCUUGAUAUGAAUCUAUAUCGGUGGUCGUUUCUCAACCGCCACAGCCAACAUCGAAGCCAAUGCAGCAGUACAGUUCUGCAGGCAAGAUUGUUCAUAUGGAUAGUCUAACAGAUCCUAACAGACUGCAGGUCACUGAAUGAUACACAUCCUUCAAUUAGUAACGGGGCACGCAGCGUGUAUGCACCAACACUGAGAACAACAAGAUCUCUACUGCUCUUGCAGUGAGGCAUGGCUCUAGAGCCUUCCAGAUGGGCAACAAGACCCCAGGCGAAGCUUGUUGGCAAAUCCCACAAGGCAUACUGAGAGUUGUCUCGGCUCAAAGUUACUCUUGGUCUUCUCACAACCUUCACCCUCUUCUUCGGAUCUCGAGGUUUCGAUAAUACGAACCUUCAUAGAAUAUGUCAGAUGAUGAAGGCAGUCCUGA